UCAAAGUUGGCAGACAGGAGAGGCGGGAGCGGGAGCGAGAGCAAGCUGGAGAAUUUCGUGCGUCCGGGUGGAAUCGAGGCUGAGGGGUUGUUUGCCACUGACGCGCAGUGGCUUGGAGCAGUGCAGACGGGAAAGUGGGAGUACAAGGCGGAAAAACUUUAUUUUGUUAUUAUUCAUCGAACCGAACUGCUUUUUUAAAAAGCACUACCUACGCAAAAGACAAAGCAGCGCACGUAGAACACCAUGCGGAUUCCCCCGGCCCUCAGACGGUGAACAUCCAGAGCCGAGUGCGAGAUGGCCGACAGAGAUGGCAAGUGCGAGCUGCCCAUCGCCCCCGGCCAGGUGUACAUCGAGGUGGAGUAUGACUAUGAGUACAAGGCCAAAGACAAGCUGGUCACCAUCCGGCAGGGCGAGUGCUACAUGCUGGUGAGGAAGACCAACGACGACUGGUGGCAGGUGAGGAAGGAUGAGAACACCAAGUCCUUCUACGUGCCCGCCCAGUAUGUCCGGGAGGUGCGCAAGGCCCUCAUGCCGCCCCCUAAACCCCUUCAGAAGACCGGCACGGUGAAGGUCAAGCCCACCGUUCUGGAGAUCCACCAGUCCAACGAGAACCUCAACAAGCACACGGAGAUGUCCAGCUUCGGGCGGCCGUCGCCCGGGCAUGUUAGCCCGUCGGGCGGUCGUCGAGACGCCAACCAGAACCCCGGGAGCCCGGGGCUGGGGAAGAGCCUGGCAGAGCACAUCCAGAACAACAACGCCGGCUCCACGCUGCCGCGAACGCGGGCGGAGUCGCCCGUCCCAAGGUCUCCCCCGGAGCCGGACACGGACAGGACGCCGUCGCGCUGCGACUCGGCCGGCGAGGGCCUGGAGAAACUCCGCAAUGACUCGGAGUCCGGGGACGAUCUGAGCAGCAGCUCCACGGAGCACAUGCAGACAGCCUCCCCCACAGGCCAGGGCAGGCCCGAGUCUCCGGUGUAUGCUAACCUCCAGGAGCUGAAGAUCUCCCAGUCCAGCCUGCCACCGCAGCCCUCCAGCUCCCCUCUGCACACGCUGGGGGACUGGGAGACCCACAGGGACAGCAGCGGCCGCCACUACUACUUCAACCGUGCCACGCUGGAGCGCACCUGGAAGCCGCCUCGAGCCCGAGACACCAGCAGCACCAGCAGCAGCCGGGGAGAGCCCCACAGCACCGGGGACACGGAGCCUCUGUCGUCGGAGGAGAAUUGCCACAGCGCGUAUUCCAGCCAAUCAGACAGCCAGUACGGGUCACCCCUGCGGGGGUGGUCAGAGGAGCUGGACGAGCACGGACAGACCCUGUAUGUCUGUGAAUAUACUAAUGAGAAGUGGAUAAAGCACGUGGAUGAACAAGGACGGCCGUACUACUACAGUGCGGACGGGUCCCGGUCCGAAUGGGAGCUGCCCAAAUAUAACCUCUCCCCUCCACAACCCGAUGACGUGCCUAAAAGCCGCAGUCUCGACCGGAGGCCAGAACCCAUAGUGCUGACCAAGUGGAGGCACAGUGCCUACAUGCUGGAUGUCAAUGAGAAGGAUUCAGCAACAAGUCCCAAACAGAGCCCCCCUGGCUCUGACUCCUGUCCCUCAUCUCCCAAGCCCCCCACCACCCCUUCUGAGAAGUGUGGAGUUCUCAAUGUCACCAAGAUCACUGAGAAUGGAAAGAAAGUACGGAAGAACUGGACCUCCUCGUGGACCGUGCUCCAGGGUUCCUCUCUGCUCUUCGCUAAGGGUCAGGGGGGCGGCACCAGCUGGUCAUACUACCGCAGUGGCUCCAUCCCUGAGCUUCUCCUCUCGCUGCUAAGCAACUGGAGGCGUUCGGUCAAGCCCCGCCCCGCUGUCUCCUAUGUGCGCUCCGGGCCAGGCCCGGCCGCCCCUAAAUUUGGAAGCAACUCUAAACCAGAAUUCACUGUGGAUCUCAGAGGGGGUUCAGUGGAGUGGGCUUCUAAGGACAAGUCCAGCAAGAAGCACGUCAUUGAGCUGAAGACUCGCCAGGGAACUGAACUGUUGAUUCAGUCUGAGAUCGACAGCGUGAUAAACGACUGGUACAGGUCCCUGGUUGAGACCAUCAGUACCCACGCCUGGGAGUCAGACGAGGCUAUUGAGGAGGACAUGCCCGAGUCCCCAGGGACUGAGAAACAUGACAAGGAGAAGGAGCACCGCGACUCCAAAAAAAACAGAGCCUUGAAGAACUCCACCAGCAUGGACACUUCAGACCAGAAGAAGACACGAGUGAAGCUGAAGAGGUUCCUCACGCGCAGACCGACCCUGCAGGCAGUCAGAGACAAGGGCUACAUCAAAGAUCAAGUGUUUGGCUGCAGUUUGACUAGCCUCUGCCAGAGGGAGAACACCUCAGUGCCAGACUUUGUCAGGAUGUGUAUCGACCACGUCGAAAACACCGGUCUGAGUGUUGAUGGAUUGUACAGAGUGAGUGGGAACUUGGCAGUGAUACAGAAGCUACGCUUUGCUGUGAAUCACGAUGAGAAGGUACACCUGGAGGACAGCAAGUGGGAGGACAUCCACGUGACCACUGGAGCCCUGAAGAUGUUCUUCAGAGAACUGCCUGAACCACUCUUCACCUACUACUCCUUCAAUGACUUUGUCACCGCCAUUAAAUGUCCGGACUACAAGCAGCGCGUGCAUUCAAUAAAAGACUUAAUCAAGCAGUUGCCAAAACCGAACCACGACACGAUGCAAGUUCUUUUCAAGCAUCUCAGAACAGUCAUCGACCACGGGGAAACGAACCGCAUGACCACCCAGAGCGUGGCCAUCGUGUUUGGGCCGACCCUGCUGAGGCCCGAGACGGAGACCGGGAACAUAGCCGUGCACAUGAUCUACCAGAACCAGAUCGUAGAGCUCAUUCUCCUCGAGUACGAGAACAUUUUCGGCAGGUAGAGGCGCUCGGGAGGAGGAGGACGGCGAUCCCUUACCAAACUCAUCCAAGCAUCAUCCCAGCUUAAACCUGCGACUCGCGCUGCGGACCAAGCCAUUAAAAAGAAUCUAUAAUAACACAAGUGAUAAUAAAGAAUAAUAAUGAUAUUAAUAAUAAAGAAAAGAAACGGAGGACUUGUUUGACUUUGCACUUAAAGCUUUGGAGAUACGCGUGUGCAGUUUCUUUCGGUUGCUGUUGGAAGAGGUGGCAGGUGUUUACGCCCAUCCCCGUCCAAUUGUGACAAGUUCAAUAUUCAGGGUUAACUUCCUUGUACACUGGAUUCCUGUGGCCAGUACUGAGGACCAGGAGGUCUUGUGGACUUCAUGCUGCACAUCUCACUCAUUUUGACAGAGAUCAUGGAACUCUGGGUCUAGACGAGAAUUAUGAAAACAGCGACUCCCAGGUUCAUACCAAGAAAUUACAAGUAUUCUGUGCUGCAUAGGGUGGGGAUUUGUUUCAUGCAGGUUAAUGUUAAUGAAUAAGUUGACUGGAUAUAUUCACAGGCUUUUGAAGGGAUGACUACUGAACUACCCAGGCGGGAGGCAGGCCAGGAGGCAGUGGCCUGUGAACUGGGCGCAAAUCCAGUGGUGACCCUGGUGCUGGGUUGGACCAGGGCCCAUAUCAGUAUUAAUUGUGGGGUUCUGACACAGGGAUGGACUCACAGGACGGACCCCAGAGACGGCCUCGGUCCUGUGUUCCUGCCUUAUCCUGAGCCUGGUCCCAUGGAGCGGGCUGUGGGAAUCGAACCAGGGCCUCUAACGGUCACUAUGGUCCCUGCAGUUUCAACGGACAUUGUGGUCAUUAUGGUCAAAUGUUUCAUUGCGGUUUCCAUGCUCACUAAAGCCGCAGUGAUCUCUGUGGUCAGCGUGAUAAGUUUUAGUCAUCACUGCAGCUGCUGUGGUCUCUGGUCAUUUUGUUCUCUGUGGUAACUCUGGAAACUUCCAUAACUGCUGUGACCGCUGUGGUGACCAUGGUCACUGUGGUCACAGAAGCCACCGUGUUUACUUUGUUCAUGGUAGACACUGUGGUCACUCUGGCCACUGUGGCAAUCCGCAGCGUAAAACUCGGUCUCUUAAACUGUGUGUGGGAGUUAAGAAACUGCAAUAUGCUUUAUGUGAAAAAGGCAAGAAGUCUUGAUCUCUAGUAUUUGUACAGAAUGGUCUUGUAUAGUUUCAUGAACUGUGUAAACCUUGUUUUUUUCUGUAAUGGUCAAGCAGCAGCUAGUGGCCAUUUUGCAAAAGGCAAUAUUCCUCCCUCUCUUACUUUCUCUCCUGCAUUCAAUUUCAGCAGGAAUGAAAGUAGUAGGUCAAUCUCUCUCUCUUUCUCUUUCUCCUCUCUCUCUCCCUCCCUCCCUCUUUUCCUGGAGAUGCUGGAAUACUGGGACAGGAUGCAGAUACCUACAGGCUCCAUAAACUUUGUAGAUCAAUACUGUGUGCACUUCUUUCUUGGUUCCAUUGAACAUUUCAGAUUUUUUUUGUUCUGUUUUUGUUUUUGUUCUUGGGCAAAUAUAAACUGUUUUUGAAAAACGGUACUGGAAAUAGUAUUGCAUAGGUUUGGUGAUAGAUGGUACAGUUUUUAAACUGCAUUUAAAUCUACAGAACAUUAUGUACAGUUUAAGAUUGAACAAUGGAUUGAGUAGUGAACCUAUUGUACAAAUCUUUCAUUGUAAGUGAAGUAUGUAUGCUUUGAUGGUGAGCAGUAGCAACUGGAAAAAUUCACUUAGAUUUUUUUAUAUGAUGAAAAUAUUGGAUGAUAUAGUCUGAUUGAGAGAAAAGAAAGGUGUUUGGAAGUGAAUAUGUGUUUGGGAGCAUGGUCAACUGCACAUUUUUUGAAUGUAAUUUCUUAGACUAACUGCUGUUUGUGACACUGCUAUGUCUAAUCUGAAUAAAGAAAAAGGACAACA
Conger conger (European conger) is the source of this 4847-nucleotide messenger RNA. It is a transcript of the gene arhgap12b, whose product is annotated as Rho GTPase activating protein 12b. The transcript has 19 exons. Gene Ontology annotation, cellular component: cytoplasm. The record is from RefSeq and is a predicted model, not a curated record. Gene Ontology annotation, biological process: regulation of GTPase activity; signal transduction. Gene Ontology annotation, molecular function: protein binding. NCBI's taxonomy places the organism in Eukaryota, Metazoa, Chordata, Actinopteri, Anguilliformes, Congridae. Bases 295 to 2907 code for a protein of 870 amino acids.